AGAGUUAGGGGUUCCCAGGUCAGUAGCAAGGGCUUGAGUUUGAGAAAAGGAAAAACUUUAAGUCAAACUUCACACAGGCCUUUAUUGAUUAGCUGACACACAACACUUGCAUCUUUAAAGCAGUUCUGAAAAGUUGUGUGUUGUUCUACUUCCCUCAGAGCCACUGCGACUGCCUGCUCGAAUUGUGGCUCCUACAGCCUAUCACUGUCCUGAUUUCUGGUCUUAAGUGAGAAAAUGCUGGCACAUCUGCUGUCAUUCAGCCGCUCUCUGGUGAGAAGGAAAAAUGUGGACUGUCUGGAGGAUUCCAAGCUCUGUCGCUGCCUGUCCACAGUGGACCUCAUCGCUCUGGGUGUAGGCAGCACACUGGGCGCCGGGGUCUAUGUCCUUGCUGGAGAAGUCGCCAAAGGCAACUCCGGUCCUAGCAUCGUAGUAUCUUUCCUCAUAGCCGCUCUGGCCUCUGUCAUGGCAGGCUUAUGCUACGCUGAGUUUGGCGCGCGAGUGCCCAAGACAGGCUCUGCAUAUCUCUAUAGCUAUGUGACAGUAGGGGAACUCUUGGCCUUCAUUACGGGAUGGAACCUGAUUCUCUCAUAUGUUAUAGGGACCUCGAGUGUUGCCAGAGCUUGGAGUGGAACAUUUGAUGAACUAAUAGGAGGCCAUAUUGAACAAUUCUGCAAAUUACACUUCGGAAUGAGCAUGCCUGGCCUAGCAGAGUAUCCAGACUUCUUUGCGGCUUGCCUUAUAUUACUGCUAUCAGGUCUUCUCUCCUUUGGGAUUAAAGAGUCAGCAUGGGUCAACAAAAUCUUUACUGCCAUCAACAUACUUGUGCUUAUGUUCGUCAUUGUCUCUGGCUUUGUCAAAGGAGAUUCUUUCAACUGGAAGAUAUCAGAAGAAUCUCUUAUAAAUGUGACUAUUAUGACAAGAAAUCUGUCCUACAGUGGAAACGUUACCAGCGAUUAUGGUGCUGGUGGAUUUUUGCCUUAUGGCUUUGGUGGAACCUUGGCUGGUGCAGCUACAUGCUUCUAUGCCUUUGUAGGAUUUGAUUGCAUUGCCACCACAGGUGAGGAGGUGAAGAAUCCUCAGAAGGCUAUUCCCAUUGGGAUAGUUGCUUCCCUGCUGAUUUGCUUCUUGGCUUAUUUUGGUGUGUCUACUGCUCUUACCCUCAUGAUGCCGUAUUAUCUUCUUGAUGAGAAGAGUCCUCUGCCUAUGGCCUUUAACUAUGUUGGCUGGGGUCCAGCGAAAUAUUUGGUGUCAGUGGGAUCCCUGUGUGCACUAUCAACCAGCCUGUUAGGCGCCAUGUUUCCUCUGCCACGCAUUCUGUUUGCCAUGGCGCGAGAUGGCAUACUUUUCAGGUUUCUUUCCAAAGUGAGUAAGCGUCAAUCACCAGUGGCUGCCACAAUGGCAGCAGGCACCACAGCGGCUAUCAUGGCUUGCCUUUUUGACCUAAAAGCCUUAGUGGACAUGAUGUCCAUCGGCACUCUGCUGGCAUACUCUUUGGUUGCUGCUUGUGUUCUUAUUCUCAGGUAUCGUCCUGACUCUGUGCUUGAGAGCUCGAAAACUAAUGAGAUCAGGGAGUCUGAGCUGACUGAGUCUGAGUCUCAUCUCAAUAGGCUGAGAGAUGGAGAAAUGUCUGUGCACAUUCUCCUCAGUCCUUCCCUGCAGCCCACAAAGAGCUCAUCCACUGCUGUUAACAUGGCUAUUGGGGUCAUUACUAUCGUAGUGUGUGUCAUGAGUGCACUAAUUACACAUUAUGGACAAGCUAUUCUUGCUAUGGAGCCCUGGGUCCUGGGAGUGUUGGCAGCAUCCUUUUUCAUCUUUUUCUUGUGUAUCACCUUGGUCUGUAGACAACCGCAGACCAGCAAAAAGGUGUCGUUCAUGGUUCCCUUGCUCCCCUUUCUGCCCAUUCUGAGUAUAUUUGUCAAUGUUUACCUCAUGUUGCAGCUGAGUGGAGACACAUGGAUCCGAUUUUCUGUUUGGAUGACUAUGGGUUUCCUUAUUUAUUUCGGUUAUGGGAUGUGGCACAGCAGCGAACGCCAGAGGCAACGGCAGAGCACUGAAAAUGUACCAGAAAAACAGAGGAUGUUUGUAAAGGACGGUGUUGUGGACAAAUGCAUCCAAUCAGAGAAGACCAGCCAGCUUUAAAGAAUGGAUUGCUGUUUAUAGCUGAUUUUGCCUUAAAACUCUGUGUGUAGCAAACCAUCGCGCUUUACCAGCUGAGAGCCCAGCUCUCCUCUGAGCCCAGUGUCAGGCAUGCACUGACACUGCUUUCUCUCUGAAGAGCUUAAGAUUAAUCCUGACAUGAACACUGUGAUUUUUGAAAUAUGUAUGAAACAUGAUCAUACAAGUAUAAGACUAAGAAGUGCCUUAACUCGAAAGGAGGAUUGAAUUUCACACAUUAACCGAUUAACUGUUAACACUACAUCUUCAAUAGAAUAAGGCAUUUCAGAUGCAUGGAGAAUAGUUGGGUUAAAGACCAUUAGCCACAACAUGGGUAGUGUCAGAUUUGAAUAUGUUUUUCAUUAUAAUUCCCCAUAAGCUA
Molecule: messenger RNA, 2536 nt
Organism: Neoarius graeffei (lesser salmon catfish)
Lineage: Eukaryota; Metazoa; Chordata; Actinopteri; Siluriformes; Ariidae
Gene: slc7a2
Product: solute carrier family 7 member 2
Exons: 12
Coding region: 235-2139 (634 amino acids)
Biological process (GO): transmembrane transport; amino acid transport
Cellular component (GO): plasma membrane
Molecular function (GO): amino acid transmembrane transporter activity
Source: RefSeq, a predicted model, not a curated record